UUUCCUAAUCCCCAAGCACCCAUUGGGGAAGGCAGACUGUGAUGGGACAACACCUAUUUGCCUGGGGGCUGCCCAGCUUAGGCAGGUGGGAGCUGUCCAAUGAGAGCUGAGGAUCUCUCCCACCGUCAUAAGCAACCCCUGGUGUUAUGCUCUAUGCCAAUUGAGCUGUAGCUUAUAACUGGUAAACUGCUGCUUCCCGUGUUGUUUCGGCGCCAUUAGUCGAAGCUGGAGUUACUUCUCCAGGGCGCAAGCCAGGGCAGGAUAAUAUAAAAAGAAGAACAAGCUGUUGCCCAUGCAGCAGGUCCCCACUUCUCUACACUGUUGAUGAACACAAAGGAGCAGCAGAAGCCGGUACAGUUUGGCACCAAACAAUGUCGCAGGAGUUGCCAGAACGUUGCUGAAACAAGGACUCCAGCUCUGGAUUUUUCUUCAGAGUUGACUCUCGAAGCAGAGGUUUGAAAUCAGAGUUUUCCUUCUCCUAACCUUAGAAUAGGUAAAUAGGACCACUCUUUGUCUGGCCUCUCACCUGGGACCAAUUUGCCUAGGGAGACCCUACCAGGAGAUUAAGCUCCAGAUAACACAGCCCCCAGGGUCAAUGAGGCACUCAAACCCCUCCACCGCGUUAAGGUUGUGAUCCAAGGAGAGGACAUAGUAGUGUCAGGUUUGUUCUUAUCAAAGUGUCUUUAAGACAAGUCAUGUCACUAGGCGGCCAUCUUUUAAACGCCUCUCAGGCAUCCAAGUGCAGCUCCUAUCUCUUUUUCCCCAUUCAAAACUAUACAAGUAUAAUGUCUUGGGUAUUCUAUAGUCUUUGUUCUUAUCCAGUAUUGUCAGUGCAGUCAAAUCGAUAAUAUUCCUGAAAGCUGAUUCUCUUUUAAGUCUCCUUUUAAACCCCAACAAUUUCUCCUCUGAUCUAACAGUACAAACCUAUUAAAUUAAAAUUCUUAAAUAAUUUCAGUGCAAAAGAAUUUUGUCCACAGAUUUCACACACAAUGUGCGUAUCCAUAUGUGAAUGAGACACAUUGUUUUUACUAAAUCAUAAUUUGGGGAAGUUUAGAAGUUCCUCAAAACAUGACCACUAAUAGGAAGUGAAUUAUAAUUACUAUAAUUAAAUGUCAUACAUGGAAAUGAUUAGUUUUUUAUCUAAUUAGUUACACAUCCAUUAAGGCCUAAAAUAACAAGUGUCUUCACCAGUUGGCCAAGAAAUAAGUAUGAUAUUGGAAUAAAUUAAUAACAAUUGAUUCAAUUAAUUUCAGUUUCAGUCCCUCUGAUUUUUCACGUGACUGCUGCAAGAUGAGCAACGCCUGGCUGUAAGAUGUGUGGCACGAGGUGUUAUCUGGGCUUCUCUGAUAUGCUUAAGCUUUUUUAAUUGGCUAAACUCUACCAUAUUCUGAUCCAUAGCUAUUUCAGGGCACAUAUGACAUAGGCGGUUUGAAGACAUGCCUGGCAGAAAUGGGAAAGGAACAAUACAAUACAACUCACUAGAAAAUCAAUUAGCAGCAGGAUGAUCAUAAUAACUGCAGCAAAGUUCAUAAUACUCCUCCCAGAAUACACAUGCUCUGUGAAGUUUACUGUUUUAUGGAUUUUAAGUGUAAAAUUCUUUAGUGCUUGUAUUGAGUGACAUUCAUCUGCAAUGAAAUUCCCAAUUAAUUGUAGAAUAGUUUGUUGCUGUCAAUAAAAAGGACCUUUUUUAGUCAGUCAAAGAGAAAUAUGCCAGCUCAGACUGGAGAAAUGAAGCAGUGACAACCUUACAACCACAGACUCCUGGCAGCUGCCAUUUCUGAAAGUUAAUCCAUAAAUCUCCUGUAAUCAGGAUGAGUGGCCAUGCCUGUCUUAACAGAGCACCUGUGUCAAGAUUUGGAAGGAUUCUUCAGUGAUGGGAGGCCUAAGUGUCCGAUCGAAGGGCUUGGGAGGAGGGGACAGGCAGGGACACGGCUCUGUCCUGCGGGAUCAGACAGUCCACAGUAAGAAUCCAUACUGGAAGGACUAAACAGAAACAGCAGGAGCAAUGAUCUGAUCACCCAGAGAGACGUGGACAAUGCUAAAACAUCUUUUGAGCACUUUAAAUGAUUCCAGGGAGUGAGCGGCGAGGACGCAGAUGAUGAUGAAGUGCCUGCUGAGCAUGUGAGUCCUGGCUUGUGCUGGCCAGAUGGCUGAGGUUAAAGUCACAGUGCAGGAGGAUCCAAAUCUUGGCUCCAGUCCAGAUGAGGAUGCCUCUGAGUUGUCAGUUUCUGAGAAUGAUUCAGAUUCUGGGAGUGUGUUGUCAGAUGACUCUGUGCUCCCGAACUAUGAACGGGAAGAUGCCAGUGGAGGCUCUGCCAACACCUUGUACCAAGCCUGUGCCAAGAACAAUGCGGCAGCCCUCCGCAGAGUUCUGGAGAGGGGUGUCACAAGAGAAGAAGUCAUGGAACUAGACAUAAAUGGCAGGAACGGUCUGAUGGUGGCAGUCUCAAAAGGCUUUGUGGAUCUGGUGUAUGGACUCAAUCAGUGUCCAUUUCUAGAUAUCAAUCAUCAGGAUAAUGACGGCAACACUGCACUCAUGAUUGCUGCACAGGCUGGUUUCGCAGUCAUCCUCACCUAUAUCCUAAAUUACUUCAGCGGUGUGGACAUGGAGCUCCGGGACAACCGAGGCUUCACCGCACUCCUCAAGGCAGUCAUGCAGGGCAGCGAUGACUGUGUGGCUUCACUUCUCAUGGCUGGAGCCAACAUAAAUGUUGUGGAUGCCACAAGGGGGAAGGAUAUACGAGAAUGGGCUCUGAAGACAGGUCGUUUUGAGACAUUAAACAGACUUAGACGGCUGAACAGCAGGCCUCAGGCUGAACAAUUCUGUGAAAAAUAUGUCCCAGAGUGGCCAGACCUGAAGGAGCUAGUGGCCAAGGCCACAGCCACAAAAAGCACAGGACAGAAAGUCGCCCAUCGCCUGAAGUCUACAUUCACCUUUAGCUUUCCACAUGACCCCCAGGACAAUGGCAUCAUGGACCAUAUGGUGCGCAUAACCACAAGCAUCCAUAGUCCCUUGGUGGUCACCGGAUGCCGUCCUCUUUGUCCGCUGAGCCCGCCGGAGAUUGGAAAGAGGCGCCUGGCCGUGCCUGAACUGAUGCAGAUGCACCCUGGGAAAAAGCUUGAGGAACAUGAGACGCGGCACAGCAAUGGCUCCAUCUCUGUCGCAUCUACCUCCGCCUCUUCUGUGUCGCUGGGCUCAUGCUGCUCCGACUCAGAGCGGAAAGGCAGCAUGCUCUCCAUGGCCUCCAAUGGAGUCCGCAUGUUCGUCCCACGCAGCAUGGCCCGCCACAAUAGCGUGUUCCCCACCGGCUGCGUUCCCCAAAUCAAAGUGACCAAGUCUGGAGAGCCAACGCCCAAGGAGAAGAAGAAUAAGCUAACCAAAGGUUACUUAGAGCCACCGAUAUGGAAGUAUAAGGAGGCUAAAGAGGAGAAGAAAAAGGAAAAAGCAGGACAAGACAAAAUGGAUAAAGGAGGCAAGAAAAAAGCUAAAAAAUAAAUAAACUGCCAACAGGUUGCCAUGAUGCUCUCAGAUUUGUCUGCCAUCAUUCUAGACCUUUCAUGUCUGUUUCAGGAGUUAAAGGGAAAUGUAGCUUGCUUUCACAGUCGUUUUAAAUGAAUGGAUAGCAGGACAAGGCAGUGUAAAGUCAUCUGAUUAAUUUAUAUAACCUCAAUACGAUUAAUACCUCUCCAACAACCAGUAGGCCUGUAUUUACUCUAUUUCAGGCCCACAAUACUUAAUGUGUUUGCUAAGGCCACGUUAUUCACUGUAAUGGAUAAUUUUACAAAAGACUUUUUAAUCUACACUACCAUUCAGAAGUUUGUUUUCAGUAUGAUUUAUGAUUUAUUUAAUGUUUUUGAAAGUCUCUUGUGUUCACCAAGGCUACAUGUAUUCAAUACAACAUAACUGUUUUCUAUUUUAGUAUAUUUUAAAAUGUAAUUUAUUCCUGUAAUGGCAAAGCUAAAUUUUCAGAAGUGUUUACUCAAGUCGUUAGUGUCAUAUGAAUCUUCAGAAAUCAUACUAAUACGCUAAUUUGGUUCGCAGCAGAACCUCUUAUUAUUAUCAAUGUUGAAAACAGUUAGGCUUUUUAAUACUUUUGUGGAAACUGAAGAAUAUUUUUCAGGAUUCCUUGAUAAAUAAGAAGAAGAGAACAGCAUUAAAUUCAAAUAAAACUCUUUUGUUACAUUAUAAAUGUCUUUAAUAUCACUUUUGAUCAAAUUAAUGCAUCCUUGAUGUCAUUUUCUUUAAAAAAGAAAGAAAGAAAAUCAUACUGACCCCAAACCUUUAAACGGUAGUGUAUUUGUACCUGUACUAUUGUAAUUUGUCUGCAUUACACUAUUCUGCAAGCACUUUAAUAGUUUUCUAUCAUACAGGCAAAAGGACAAUUCCAAUAUUUAUUUUUCCUCUUUGCCUCUAUGUAAUUACAUUUGAAAUUAAAUGGAUGAAUUUGUUCAUUUUUUUGUGUUUUUGUGUCUCAGGGAAAGCACUUAUUGUGUACAUUAUAAAGGCAGGCACUAAAAUGACCCCUUGAAAAGAAAAACUAUGCAACACACAAAUUAUUAUUAUUAAUUAUUAUUAUUAUUAUUGGUGUGUGCAUGAUUAUCCUUUAGACUGCAAUAUGGAAACUGUUCUGUACAUUGCACCAGCCAAUAUGUUAUGUGUUCCUGUUUGUUUUGACUGACUAUACAUUGUUGUGAUAUUCUAGUUGGAUGAAGCAUAUUAAAAAAAGAGACUAAUUCAAUAAAGUUU
This is a messenger RNA of Cyprinus carpio (common carp), 4747 nucleotides long. It is a transcript of the gene ankrd33aa, whose product is annotated as ankyrin repeat domain 33Aa. The record is from RefSeq and is a predicted model, not a curated record. Lineage: Eukaryota; Metazoa; Chordata; Actinopteri; Cypriniformes; Cyprinidae. Gene Ontology annotation, molecular function: protein binding.